Messenger RNA from Helicoverpa armigera (cotton bollworm), 2904 nucleotides. RefSeq lists its product as uncharacterized. Bases 396 to 1955 code for a protein of 519 amino acids. Gene Ontology annotation, molecular function: transmembrane transporter activity. Gene Ontology annotation, biological process: transmembrane transport. The record is from RefSeq and is a predicted model, not a curated record. The transcript is spliced from 5 exons. NCBI's taxonomy places the organism in Eukaryota, Metazoa, Arthropoda, Insecta, Lepidoptera, Noctuidae. Gene Ontology annotation, cellular component: membrane.
CCUACAAAUAGUGUUUGCACAACCGUUAAGAUUAUACUAAUUUAGUGUUUAAGCUUGCAACUCGUUCAGCUAUCGGAACAAUGUUGGCCGAUGCGUAACUCAAGGUACAAGAUAAAUGAGCUACAUAUUUAUUAAAAGUGGUGUCGUCGACAGUGAGACCUGUGUUAUCGUAUCGGGCGAGAUGCGAGCGACUCGUAUGCGCCGACGCACUCUCAUAUCGCGCUUAAUUUUACAACCUGACAUUUACUGCUCAGGUUUUUGGAAACGACAGACAAAUAAACUCGGAUUAAACGUAUAGUCACCUUCGGGUUCCUGUGCUGUACAGUGCAGUGUGUGAUAUAAGCAGUGAGCCACAGAACUUUUACUGACUCUCACUUUCCUGGCGCCAAGCGAUCAUGAUCACGAGCACUGAAAACAUAAGCAGUGUCAACGAGCUCACCAGAUCAAACAUACGUCUGACGGGCGCUCCACCACGGACGACAUGGAAGGAGCAAUCCAAAAAAAUAAUAAAAUACGUGAAGAAUAUUUUCCGCGAGACUACGGUCGAACCAUGUUUGUUUAUUUACAUGUUGUGCACCGCGAUAUCUUCUCUAGCUGUCAUGAACAUGCACCUGGAUAAAGCCUGUAGGGUGAACUUCGAUUAUGGAUCUGAUAUCUGCGAUCGCAUCUCGAGAAGAAAUACGACUGGUUUAGAUGAGGAAGACAAGGAAAUUCAAUCACUCGUCGCUGCAGUGGUGGCCUGGAAGUUCCCUCUUCAGACAGCAAUACCUGCAGUAAUGGUGCUAUUUGUUGGAGCAUGGAGCGAUAAGUACAAAAAGCGAAAAAUAUGCAUUCUGUUCCCAUUUAUUGGGGAGAUUAUUUGUAAUAUAGGACUGUUGUUCGCUACGUACUUUUUUAAGGAAUUAUCACUGACAGCGACAGCUUUGAUCGAAGCGUUGCCCGCGGCGUUCACCGGCGGGUACAUUAUUAUAUUUAUGGGAAUGUUCAGUUUUAUGACCGACCGAACUACGAUAGAAAACAGGACUUUCCGUCUGGGGCUCGUGACGAUAUGUGUGACGGCGGGGACGCCGACCGGGACGGCUUUGAGUGGUAUAUUGUUGCGUUCACUGGGGUACUAUGGGGUGUUUUCCUUAUUGCUAGUGCUAUAUACCCUAUCGUUUUUAUAUGGCUUGUUCAGACUAGAAGAUGUAGUAAAUCCUGAAGAGACGAGGUACGUUGCUCCCGAAAAGAAGCAAGAAUGGAAUGUUUUGAAGGACGUGUUUCAACUUGUGGGGAACACUGUGAUGGUGGCUGUGAAACCUCGUGCGUUUGCUGGAAGGACUCAAAUAUUCUGUGUGUUACUAUUGUACCUGCUUAUGGUUGGACCUCUUUACGGCGACUCGCAAGUGGCAUAUCUUUACGUGAUUCGCAAAUUCGGUUUCACGGAGGUGGAAUACAGCGUUUAUGGUACAAUAAACAUCGUCUUAGGACUCUUUGGAACCGUCUUCUGUAUAUCAGUGCUCAGCAAAAGACUAAAAGUGCAGGACAGCGCUAUAGGUGUCCUCGCAGGAGUGAGCAGGAUAGCUAGCUGUUUCAUGUUUGCGUUUGCGCCGACGAGACCGUGGUACUACUCGGCUCCUCUGCUGAAUAUCUUCAGUCAUACAGGAUUGACGGCUGUGAGAUCUUUGAUCACGAAGAGUGUGCCCACUGAAGAAGUCGCCAAACUAAGCGCCCUCGUGGGAGUGAUGGAGGCCGUAGCCCCGUCGAUAUACAUGCCAGCAACGAGUCAUAUCUACAUGAUGACCAUCGACAGCUUUCCUGGCGCCUUCUACAUGUUCGAUGCCGCCUUAACUGUCGUCGCUUUAGGACUUUUUGGUUUUAUAUAUGUAUUGGUGAGGAGAAGAAUCCGAGCUACAGUCACGGAUCCAAGCAAGAAAGAGGAAUUUGCACGAUCUAAUGAAGUGUCUCGUUUUUAACUAUUGUAAUGCUAAUUUAGUUAGUUUGAAAUGAAUGAUCUGAAGACGAAAGAAUUUAUGUUUUAUUGUUUGUAAAAUUGCCAUAAGUUAGUAAAUAUAAGUAGAUUAGUUAAGGUUUAGCACUUAAUGUCUUCCGUGAUUUUAUAAUUCUUAAAAUAACUAUAUGUUUAGUUCUGAAUCUUUCGUGAGUUGCAUUUAAAGUGAACUUAUUUAGACUGAAAUGAGAGGUACCUAUGUACCAGAUGUCAUUAAUUUACCUUUAUGAAAACGUUUUUAUUUUGGUUUUCAAAAUGUAUUGUUCAAUUUUACCUGUUUAGCUGGCGGAAACUUAAAAAUAAUAAUAAUUCUAAAUAAUGUAAAAGUAAGUCCUUCUUGUGUCAAUGAGGGUUUUUGAAAUUUUUUCUGCCACCGGGUGGCGCCACGUAUGCGUCUGGUCCAAACAGCUGUCAAAUAGUAUGGAAUUGUAGGUGCCGAACUUAUUGUUUAUUGAAAUUCUGUUAUAUUGGAAGUCUUAUUGAUUUUAUUAUGGACUACGGUCAGAAUAAGGUUUCCGAACUAAAAAUUGAGCUAAGAGAGAAGGUGCAAAAGUCACUGGUACUAAGGAAAAGCUUGUUGAAAAAUUUGUUAACACAAUAUGAUUUAGUUUUUUUUAUUUACUCAACCGCAAUAGUAAAACAAUAAUGCAGUGCUUUAAUUAUAAAAUAAAAAAAAAAAACACUAAAAUCGUUCACUAUUCAUAGUAAAGAUAAGCACUUUGACAGUUAUUGGACCUGACGACUCGGUGCUGCCACCUCGUGGAUUGCCAUUUUAGAAAACCCUCAUUGUGCAAUGUUUAAAUAAAAAAUGUAUGUAAAAGAAAAAUAAGCGAAGACUGUGCUAUGUUAUACUUGUUGUAAUUAAACAAUUAUAAAAGGAAAUCUCUAAGAAAUAUACGUUUUGUUAUCUUGGA